AGCACAGACUGAGACUGAUCAUGGCUAAAGAGCAGAAAAUGCAGAGUUCUCCCCAAGCCCUAAAGGCUGGUCACCUUCCUGCAGUGAAAGCUGGAGGAAUGAGGGUUUCCAAAAAACAAGGUAACGAAGAAAACAGUGCGCCCGAGAAAAAUGCAAAGAAAACCUUGCAGGAGAAACCAAGCUCUGUUCUUAACAUGACAAAGAUGCAAGCAAUGAAUAUUUUGGCUGGAGAGCUAGAGAAGCUCAGCCACGACUUUCCUGGAGAAGCCGCACAGAUUGCGCAUCAAAAACCACGGCCUACUGUUGAGAAGACCAUUCUGCCGAAAAGGCUCUACAUUAUUCAGCAGCCUCGCAGAUGUUAGAUUGCAUGUACUCUGGUGUCAUGUACAUAAGUAAAAGAAGAAAAUAACUGUCACUUUUCCCUGAAUAAUCGGUUUUGUACCAUUUUUGAUAAAGCACUUUGCAUUGAAAGCA
Molecule: messenger RNA, 474 nt
Organism: Xenopus laevis (African clawed frog)
Lineage: Eukaryota; Metazoa; Chordata; Amphibia; Anura; Pipidae
Gene: dapl1.L
Product: death associated protein like 1 L homeolog
Biological process (GO): cellular response to amino acid starvation; apoptotic signaling pathway; negative regulation of autophagy
Molecular function (GO): death domain binding
Source: RefSeq, marked provisional